This is a messenger RNA of Penicillium crustosum, 642 nucleotides long. Its product is annotated as putative GPI anchored protein. Lineage: Eukaryota; Fungi; Ascomycota; Eurotiomycetes; Eurotiales; Aspergillaceae. The coding region runs from base 1 to 642 and encodes 213 amino acids. The record is from RefSeq and is a predicted model, not a curated record. The transcript has 2 exons.
AUGCGUAUCCAGCAAUUCCUCCCUCUUUGUGGCCUCCUACUUGCCAGCGUUGCUAUCGCAUCCAAAUUGGACCACGAUGACGUCCCCACCCGCUGCUGGCCUGCCUGUGGCUCCGUUGUCGGUAUCGCCAAGAGUUGUGAUGCCCAGCACGAACGGGAUUCGGCUGAGAUCCAAUGCAUUUGCGAUUGGGACGCUGCCAGAACUCAGAUUCCGCUCUGCUCCGCCUGCAUCACCCAGUAUCAAGCCGACAGGCGCAACCACAACAUCACCCAUAACGACCAUGACGACGAUGACGAUGAUGACGAUGACGACGACGACGACGAUAACGAGGCCCUUGACCUGGUCCACUCUUGCUCGCUCACCACGACUACCUACAACUCUGCCGCCACUACUGUGACUGGCACAUCUACCACCACUGCUGGUUCAAAUACAGCAACCGUCACAGACACUUCUAGUACCAGCGGAACCAACAGCCAGGAUUCGACUACGUCUGUCUCCUCGGGAUCCUCUGGUUCCGCUGAUGCCUCCUCAGGCUCUGCGUCCUCUCCCACACCUACUCCUGAUACUGCAGCUGGUAUUUCUGCUCCCAGCGCUGCAUACAUGGCAGGUGUCAUGGGACUGAUGGCUUUUGCUUGGCUGUGA